AUGAGUCAGGAUCCAAUCGACCUCGAUGCGUUUCUCCUAGAAAAUUCUGAUUUUGAGGAAGAAUCAAAUACCAACGAGGGUUUUGACGGAAGGGACAACAACAUAAAGCCAGGAAAUGUAGGGGCUCGAGAUAAGGGGUCAGCACUAUUUAGGAAACGGAAAACAAACUUUGGUAAUGCAAAAAGCAAAAUUCAUAGUGUUUUGCGAAGUAAUAUCAGGAAUUUUGAAAUCAAAGAUGAUGGCUUGGAUGAAUAUGCUCCAGAUUCGAACGCAAAUCAAAAAAAUGAGGAGCGUUCAGGAGAAUAUAUGUCGAGUGUAAAUAAUGUACACGAAUCAAAAAAUGUGAAGUCUAAUAUAGGUGACAGUCAUAAGCAAGUAAACAUAACAAAAAUGGAUAAGGAAAGUUCCGUAAAGCAUCCGCUGGCUUUUACAUCGGAAGGAAAAGGUGGCUACUCUUUGAAAGAAUCGAUACCAAAGGUACUAGAACCCGCUCUCAUCAAGGCGUUGAAAGAUAGACGAAAUAGAUCUGAGAUAAAUCAAUAUAUAAGAGAACAUGAUCAAAAUGAUAAUGACAAAACAAACUUUAUUUCAUUAAAGGCGAACAAUUCAGACGAUCUAGACAAUGGAUAUCUGGAAGUUGAUACAGAUGACAGAUACAGUGAUGGAAGAUUAGCAUUAUCCAAGGAUGAAGAGCGGGUUCAAAAAUUGCUUAAAAGACGGGAAAUAGAAGAAGCGCUCUCGGAUGUCCAGGAGGAAAUUAGUGAAAACGAAGGUACGAAAAGCAAUCAUUUCAAUGAUCUGGGAAAUACCGAAGAUGCAGAUUUUGAAGAAAUAUAUAGAAACAUUGCACCUCAAAAUUUACAUAAAAUUGAGCACUCAUCAAUGGAUAUAUUAAAAACGAAGUAUCCUAGGCCGAAACUAAGAGAAAUAAAACCUUUGGAUGAAAAGUUGAAUUUUAUGAAAAAGCAAACGGAACUCAACAUGACAUUAGUGGAAAAAAACAGACAAGAAGGACAACAGGCAGAAUUAUUACUUGGUGAAGUGAUUACUGAAAAAGACACAUUGUUAAAAAGAGUGAGUCAAAGCAAAUAG
Messenger RNA from Brettanomyces bruxellensis, 1092 nucleotides. RefSeq lists its product as uncharacterized. Gene Ontology annotation, biological process: spliceosomal complex disassembly. Lineage: Eukaryota; Fungi; Ascomycota; Pichiomycetes; Pichiales; Pichiaceae. The record is from RefSeq and is a predicted model, not a curated record. Gene Ontology annotation, cellular component: U2-type post-mRNA release spliceosomal complex. The coding region runs from base 1 to 1092 and encodes 363 amino acids. The transcript has a single exon.